AGGUAAUUGAAUGUGUGAAAAAGUGCUGGGGGAACCGUCCGGGGACAGAUCUCUCCGCCGUGAACAGCUUAACCAAUUGGGGGCAUCAAUCCGGGCUCAGUCACUUGGCGAAGUUCUGUGGAACCGGCAGCAUGCUUAACCUGCAGCCAACAUUGAAGGUGGAGAAUACCAAAUCCGCACCAGAUGUGGAGGUCGAUCCCAAUUCGACGGAGGAGAAUCAGUUGGACGCGAUCAUCGUUGAGAUCGGCCAGUUCGGUCGCUUCCAGAUCUCAAACUACCUGUUGCUCUGUCUGCCCAUCAUCUGCAACGCCUUCUACUCCAUUUCCUAUGUCUUCACCGCCGGGGAAGUCUCCUUCAGAUGCAACAUCACCCAGUGCGACGGCCUGGACACCGGGUACUAUGAACCCUUCCUCAACUUCACCACUCCGCUGCGCCACGGGGCUUGGGAUCAGUGCGAGCACUUUGCCGUGAUAUCGGAUCUGGAGGGAACCACUCCGUGUAAUGCCAACAGUUUCAAUGUAUCCCAUCAGGUCCCCUGCGAUGCGGGCUUCAAGAUGUUAGGGGACGAACAAACUAUUGCCAGUGAGUUCGGCAUCUUCUGCGCUGACCAAUGGAAGCUUUCGAUGGUGGGCACAGUCAACAAUAUUGGACAGUUUGUCGGUAUACCUCUAGGCGGUUAUUUGGCCGAUCGAUAUGGUCGAAAUUUCAUAUUGGUUGCCGCAGGAGUUCUAAGCGCCUUCGCAGGACUAGCUCGCUCAUUCGCACCAGAGUAUUACAGCUUUCUGAGUCUAGAGUUCCUUGACAUGGCGGUGGGCAGCACCCUGUUUCCUACCGCCUUCCUGCUGGCCGUGGAGCUGGUGGGACCUAAGCACCGUGUGGUGGCCGCCACCGGGAUCAGCCUAACCUACGGCUUGGCGGAGGCUCUCAUGGGCUACCUGGCCAAAUACCUGCGCAACUGGCGCCUCCUGCUGCGCGUGCUCUACGCGCCGGCGCUGCUGCACCUUACAUUCUACUGCCUGCUGCCAGAGAGCGUGCGCUGGCUGCUCAGCCAGGAGAAGGAGCUGGACGCCAAGGCCGCACUGCGGAGGGCGGCUCGGGUGAACCGGCGGGCCCUUGACGAGGAGAAGCUCAACGCUCUGGUGCGCUCGAACCGCCGGCUGGUGGCCCAGUCCUCCGCCAGCAGGGGUCAGUACAGCGUCCGCCAGAUCUACCAGGCCUUGGGUGGUCGCACCGCCCUGUGCUGCUUCGUGUGGUUCACCCACACCCUCAUCGCCUUGGGCCUCAGCCUGAACUCCACUCAGCUGAGUGGCAACAAGUUCGAUAAUUUCAUCAUGACGGGGUUCAUGCAGUUACCGGGCAUCCUGAUGGCCACCACACUCAUGAACUGGGUCGGACGGCGCUGGGCACUCUGCUCUUGCCAAUUCACCUGUGCAGCCCUCCUUCUGGCAGUGGCUGCCACGGAUGAUGCCUAUCCUUUGACCUCUUCGAUACUUUUCUUCCUGGCAAAAAUGACGUCCACGGGCAGCUUCAUGAUCCUGUACUUCUUCACAUCCGAGAUCUUUCCGACGAGCUGCAGGAACAGCAUGCUCUCCUUCUGCUCCAGUAUUGGUCGCUUCGGCUCCAUGCUGGCCCCCCAAACCACCUUGUUGAUUGAUCUCUACGAGUACGCUCCCCAUUUGCUGUUCGCUCUUUUUGGAUUUACCUGUUCGUGCCUCUCCUUGCUUUUCCCGGAGACAACCAACAAGGCGCUGCCCACAUCGCUGGCUGAGGCCCGUGCCCUGGACAAAAGUAUUCCCAAAGAAAACAAUUCGAAAAGUGCUGUUUAAUCGGAAUUGGGCACUAUCUAGUGUGAUUUUUAACGCUCGGCAAACAUGCAAGUCAAAAGUGAGCAAUUAAUUCCUAACCAAUUUAAGAAGGCAAUGAAAACUUUAACGGUAAGCUCAGUCGGUUUGAUAAGCGACUUAAAAUGCUUUUUUUCGAAGUCAAAAAUUAUGAUAGGCAAUACUUGUUAAAAAGCCUUAAGAGAAUUAAUAAAAAAAUAAUGUUUACCAUUUUAUGCCCCAA
Messenger RNA from Drosophila ficusphila, 2064 nucleotides. Its product is annotated as organic cation transporter protein-like. The transcript is spliced from 6 exons. The record is from RefSeq and is a predicted model, not a curated record. Bases 132 to 1826 code for a protein of 564 amino acids. Gene Ontology annotation, cellular component: membrane. Gene Ontology annotation, biological process: transmembrane transport. Gene Ontology annotation, molecular function: transmembrane transporter activity. Lineage: Eukaryota; Metazoa; Arthropoda; Insecta; Diptera; Drosophilidae.